AUGCUGUAUGCAGAUGUGCACAGGGAUGCAGUACACGUACGCGGGGAUGCUGUACACAGGGAUGCUGGAGGCUGCAGUUCUGCGUCAGGUUCACGCCACAGUCGCAGAAGAAUGAGAGGCAGCGCAGCGCCCUGUGCCAUUGAAGAAAACCAGCUCGGAUGGCUCUCGGGUGCUUACGGCAUCCCCGCAGGCGUCAGAAACGAGCCCGUUGGCAUCGGGUUUUCCUUAUAUCCUGCUAAACCCCCCCGAAACGGGCGCGACCACCCCCUUCCCCACACUGGAGGAGGAAACCGAAAAGCUUCAGCCGACACCCGUGGCCGGUGGCUCCUCGCCCUCCACACCGUGACGCAGCUAUUGCGUCAGAAAACAACAAGCAGGGCGAGCGUCCGGCAGAGGGAAGCAGAGCCCGCCCGGCCCGGCUCCCUCGGCUUCGGGGUUUUGCGGCGGGGAGAGCUCACCCACGGCUGUCCCUGGGGGCUUCUCCUCCUCACCCACGGGGGACCGGGUCCGUCGGCUCCGGCGCUCCGAGCGUCACCGUCGGUAGAAGUUGCUGACUACAGUAAAAGCUUGCUGUACAUCCAGGGCAUUGUUCAUCGAUACUGGCAGAUAGAGAGGGCAAGUAGUCGAGACAAGUUUUUGAUCCAUGUAUCACUUGAGGAGGAUCAGACGAAGGAUGAGGUGUCACUCUCCAUGUACCACCAGUGCCAUGCACCUUGGUCUAAAGUUGAGCUCGCUCUUCGGGAUCUUGCUGCUCCUUCCCCUUUGAAGGAGGAAACGAGCAGCGCAUGUCUAGCUGUGUAUCGGCUAGAUCUUUGGGUAUAUUAUAUGAGCUUUGGAAUCUAUUUAUCCAAGAAUAGAUUAACUGAGGUUCCUACGGAGUUGUGCCAUUUUGUGUCACUGGAAACACUAAAUCUAUACCACAAUUGUAUUAAAAUUAUCCCAGAUGCCAUAGUAAACUUGCAAAUGCUAACUUACUUAAAUCUGAGUCGAAAUCAGCUUUCUUCUUUGCCAGCUUGCCUGUGUGGUCUUCCUCUAAAAGUCUUAAUUGCAAGUAACAAUAAGCUAGGUUCCCUUCCAGAAGAGAUAGGUCAACUAAAACAGUUAAUGGAACUGGAUGUCAGCUGUAAUGAAAUCACAGCUUUACCACAGCAGAUAGGCCAGCUGAAAUCUUUGAAAGAACUGAAUGUCAGAAGAAAUUACCUCGAAGUUUUACCCCAAGAACUAGUACAGCUUCCCUUGGUAAAGUUCGACUUUUCCUGCAAUAAAGUGCUCGUGAUUCCAAUUUGUUUUAGAAAGAUGGUGCACUUACAAGUAUUACUGCUUGAGAAUAAUCCUUUGCAGUCUCCACCAGCACAAAUUUGUACAAAGGGUAAGGUGCAUAUAUUCAAAUACCUAACUGUACAGGCCUGCCAGAUUAAAACAGCAGACUCACUGUAUCUUAAUGCCAUAGAGCAACAGCAUUUGCCACAACCUGUGGAAGAGAGCAUUGAUGACAUCUACCCAAGUAAAAAGGACUCAGAUUCAGGAGUUGGUAGUGAUAAUGGCGAUAAACGUUUGUCAGCAACAGAGCCUUCUGAUGAAGAUACUAUCAGCUUUAAUGUUCCAAUGUCGGACAUCGUGGAAGAAGAUCAGGUUGUAAAGGAAGAUUCAGGUCACCAUGCUAACUCAAGAAAAGUGGAAUUCCAUCAAGGAUCUUCUCACCUGAUUGUCAAUGAUAAGUCAAGAGAAACAGAAAACCAGUUUAAUGAAUCGGAUACUCUUACUACUGAAUUUAUGAGUUACAUUAAGAGCAGAGCAGCAGAAUGCGAUGAAUUAUUGAGAAUAGAAGAGGACACACAAUGGCAAACAGACGAAAUAAUAAACUUAUCAGAAGACCAAACUAUUGAUAUAGCAAUGAUAGAACAACUAAGAGAAGCAGUAGAUUUAUUACAAGAUCCCAACAGCGGUCAAAUGCAGAUGGAGAUGUCUUCCCUUGGUCAGAGAGAAAAUGCUGAAGAGGAACUAGAAUUUCAGAGGAGGAGGGAGCUGAUUAUGGAGAAAGCAAAGUCUGAAGUGAGAACUUGUGAACAGGGUGAAAAAUGGUCAUUGAGUCAGAAUGAUCUAAUUGUUUGGAAUACAAGUGGGCAAACCUCUCACAAUGAGAACAAGGAUAAAAGUCCGACAAUGUCUCCUACUACAAACACCACGAUCCCUUUUGGCCUGAAGCCACGAUCAGUGUUCUUAAGACCACAAAGAAAUUUGGAAUCAAUAGACCCACAAUUUACAAUUCGAAGGAAAAUGGAGCAGAUGAGAGAAGAGAGAGAGCUUGUGGAACAGCUACGUGAGAACAUUGAAACAAGACUAAAGAUUUGUUUGCCUGAAGACUUGGGGUCUGCUCUGAUGGAUGGUGUAGUUCUCUGCCAUUUAGUAAAUCACGUUCGUCCUCGGUCUGUAGGAAGUAUUCAUGUACCUUCACCAGCAGUACCUAAACUUAGUAUGGCCAAAUGCAGGAGAAACGUGGAAAACUUUCUGGAUGCAUGUAGAAAACUGGGGAUACCAGAGGAGAAGCUCUGCCUACCACAUCACAUCCUAGAAGAAAAGGGCUUGGUAAAAGUGAGCAUAACAGUUCAAGCAUUGCUAGAUGUAACCACAGUGAAACAAGCUUUAUUCACAUGAAACUACUAUCUAUCUCUGCUGUUACCAGCUCCACUGUGCCAUCAAAGAAUCAAAAUCCUGCCCGUCUUUUCAAACUGCAUUGAAAAAAAAACCCCAAAAAACCAAACCAGUGCUCCAAGAGUAUUCUUAUACUUGUGAUUUUAAAAUCAUCUUUCAGACUGUACAUGUGCGUCAAACUACAAAGCAGAAACUAAACCGAAACAUUUGCUAGAGCAAACGGGCGCUCCACUGCUUUUAUAGCUCACUUUGUAAAGUACUUACUAAAACAGCCACCUCUCUGCCACUUAAAAAUGCGUGGAGUUCACAGCUGUCUUGCAGCAAGAUACCUUCGUAUUAUUAAACUAAGAAUCACUGUAAUCAUCUGGGGGGGAGCAGGGAGAGUAAAUCAGACUUCUACCACGUUAGGUUUUUCUGCAGUUGCUUCAGGCUAUUGCCUUUUAAAAAUACUCGGACGUAAAAUAUUUAUAUAUUAUUUAUUAGUGAGUUGUUAUUCAUCCUUUGGAUGCAAAAUGUAAAUUAGGAAACUGUAUUUUAUUACUGCUUUUUUGUGGUUAAACACUUUAUUUUAAUAUAAAUAUUUAGUUAUUUUUUAUUCCACUUGGUGUGCAGUAGCUCUAGAUCUCCGUAAAUUGUAUUUUCUAAUAUGUAAGAUACAAAGCAAACAAAAUAGGUGCUUUUAUUAAAAGAACAGCUAGCUGGAAUGGCAUUCUUUAUUUCUUGAAUUUGUGGAACAUUGGUAAAAAUUUGUCUGCAUUCCAUUGAGUUCCCUACAUUCCAGUAGCACUUUUCCUCCCACUAGACUAAAUUGGCUGAAGCUGAGAGCACACCCAUUUUAUUUGUAUAUAGAUGUUAAAAAAAAAAAAAGAUGUAAACUUGAAAAAUAAAUGUGAACAAAUAUUUUUGAUUGCUUAUUUUACUAUGCACAAGACAUUUAACUUUUGCCACAACAAAAUGAAUGAUGUGUAUUAGGAUCAUGUGUCUUGAAAUAUAAUUUUGCACUGUAACUUGAUUUCUUUUAAAGAGUACAGCACUACAGAACAAAUAAUCAAAAAUAGCACAAGAAUAUUACUAAGAAGAUUUACCAAGUAAGUAGCCAAAAAAUUUUUAUUGUUUUCUUUUCAAUGAUUCCUUUGAGAGGAGAUAGAUAGAUAAAAUUCUUAAAAUUGCCAAAGGCAGUCUCAAAGACCUGAUCUUCCAGAUAGAACCUGCUGGGUACAGUGCUUCUCCUUCUAAUCUCCGUCAUCUCCCACAGAAUUAAGCACAAUGUUCUGUAGUGAAUGUUUGCAGGAUCAGACCUCUAAUCCCACAUCAGCAAUAGGAAAUAAGGUUCUUUUUCUUAUCACAACUUUAAAUUUCUUGAAGAGAUUUUUAAAAGCAUGAUUUAUUGUUAAAACAUCCCACGUUUUAGAUCAAAAAGUUCCAGCACAGCCACUCUCGCAGUAUCUGGACCAUCCAGUUUUCUUUCAUAGGAGAAGCCAGUGAUGGAACUUUGGCAAGCAGUUCAGGAAAGCUGCAUGUGGCGAAAAGGGCGAGCUGCGAGGGGUCAGCGGUGCGUGCAAAUUCGAGGUGCGUAAUGACAGAAAAGAGGCAAGGUGGUGGGAGGACUGAAUAUUUAAGCAAGAGAAGGUGGAGAGAACUAUUGUAUAAAGACUUUUUGGAAGAACGAUGCAUGCUUGUCACUGCUAUGUAUCCAGGCAAAGUUACACACGUGUUCACAGACACUGCAUUUAAAACCACCAGUAUUCCACUAGCAGAUUUUAGAGUAUUUGAAUGCAGACUAUGCCUUUUAAUACCACAAAUUGCCAAUGUGCUGCUAUGUAUUGACAGCAACGUGUCAGGAAAGUGGACUCACAGACAGUGAAACAUGUAAGUAUGCACAAAAUAUCCAGUUACUUCAACCAAAGCAAAAGCGUUUCUUUUACAGAGGGAACAUUGACUUAAAUUGUAAUUUUGAUUGGCAGCUAGCAUAUUGUUACCUAUAAAAUGUACUGUGCACUUUAACACUAAAUUAAAAUGUAUUUUAAUAUUUUACAGAGCUGCACAAAUACCUGUUUUGUCAAAAAGCACGAGCAAUGUAAAGAAAAUAAGUUUUCAAGUCAGAGUUUAUCAAAUUUUAAAAGCAUUCAAAGAUCAAGUAUAAAAAUAGGAAUAUUGAUUUCUGCAUCGUGAGGGAUAAAAUGCAGGUUUCCUGAGUAUUUUUUUACAAUGUAUAUAUGGCAACAUGAAGCUUUGUAAUUAUUAUUUCGACAAAUCUUGUUUUUUUCAUAAUUAAAAUUUUGGUUUUUUCUCCCAGUAGUGUCUUUCAGUAUUUGCUUGAAGUUGGCUGUAAAUAAAUAGCUCUAAAUAUUUUGUAAUACAGCUUUUUUAUGCAGUCUUAACCUGUACGGCUAAAGAGAAUCUUCAUGAAUCUUUGUACACUAUUUAUAUGUGCAAUAAAACAUGCAUGGCAAAUCUCUAAUACCCUAAGCAGUGAACAUAAUGUACAUAGAAAAUCUUUACUGUAGUUACAAUUAAACUAUAUUAUUUG
Molecule: messenger RNA, 5182 nt
Organism: Haliaeetus leucocephalus (bald eagle)
Lineage: Eukaryota; Metazoa; Chordata; Aves; Accipitriformes; Accipitridae
Gene: LRCH1
Product: leucine-rich repeats and calponin homology (CH) domain containing 1
Exons: 22
Coding region: 1-2655 (884 amino acids)
Molecular function (GO): protein binding
Source: RefSeq, a predicted model, not a curated record